AUGGACGAUGACUCUGAUGAUGACUAUGAGGUAGCAGGUGUCGCGGCUAUUCUUUGGUAUUACCAAACCUACGUUGAGAGCCCCCACCUCAACCUAAGCACACCUCCGCGUUCACAGCUCUUUAUCUUCCUAUACAUUGUGUCCCAAAGCCAAAGCAAUAGGGAAUCGCAGGAUCAAUGGCAGCAUUCUGGAUCCACAAUUUUCAAAUACUUCGAGGCUGUAUUGGAGGCAAUAUAUAACCUGCGGCAUGAUUUCAUAACACCCCCGAAUUUUAACAUUAUUGAUCCAGUCAUUGCUGCGAAUGAAAGCAAGUAUUUGCCAUGGUUUAAGAAUUGUGUUGGAGCUCUCGACGGGACUCAUGUCCCUUGUGUUCCACCAUUAAGUAACCCCGAAGUAUGGAGGAAUAGGAAGGGUUUUUACUCCCAAAAUGUGUUAGGGGUAUGUUCAUUUGACAUGAAGUUUACCUACAUAUUAGCUGGAUGGGAGGGAUUGGCACAUGAUGCGCGCGUUCUUGCAUCCGUAGUGGGGAUACGAGAAAAAAAUUUCCCAACUCCACCGCCCGGUAAAUACUACCUUGUAGACUCUGGCUACGCGGCCAACGAUUGUUUCUUGGCGCCGUACCGGGGGAGCACAUAUCACCUUCAAGAGUAUAGGGCAAGAUGUGGGCGUCCUCGAACUCAGCGUGAGUUGUUCAAUUACACGCAUUCGUCCCUAAGAAAUGGUAUUGAGCGCACUUUUGGUGUUUGGAAAGUAAGGUUCCGCAUACUCAAGUGCAUAAAUAAUUACCCAAUAGAGAAACAGAUACAAAUUCCUAUUGCUUGUGCUGUGCUUCACAAUUUCAUACAUAUGUACAACAAUAACGAUGAGCUACUGAACCAGUACACACGAGACGGAGUUCCAGUUUUUGAAAUUGAUCCAGAGAAUGCAGAUCAGGAUGUUAAUCAGAAUCACAAUCCUGAUCGCGGAACGGAACAAAAUCAGAACUCCGCAAAUCGUAGACAAAUGAAUAUUUUGAGGGACGAGAUGGCAGCUAGCAUGUGGGCGGCAUUGGAAGCAUAUCGCAAUCGGUAG
Morus notabilis is the source of this 1071-nucleotide messenger RNA. RefSeq lists its product as uncharacterized. The record is from RefSeq and is a predicted model, not a curated record. NCBI's taxonomy places the organism in Eukaryota, Viridiplantae, Streptophyta, Magnoliopsida, Rosales, Moraceae. The transcript has 4 exons. Bases 1 to 1071 code for a protein of 356 amino acids.